GUCAGCAGUGCCACAUCAGCAACAGUGCCAUGUCAGUAGUGCCACGUCAGCAACAAUGCCACAUCAGCAACAGUGCCACGUCAGCAGUGUCACGUCAGCAGUGCCACGUCAGCAGUGCCCCAUCAGCAGUGCCCCGUCAGCAGUGCCCCGCCACCAUGACGGUCUCAGUUCUGGGCAUGCCAGGCCAACUGGCCAAUGAGUCCAUCGUCGAGUACCGACAGCGUUUCGAAGCUCAGCUCGCACUGAUCGAGGCUGAGGAACAGCGUCAGGCGGCAGCGGCUGAAAAGCAGCGGCUUCAGGCCGAAGCAGACGCAGAUACCCAGGCACGCCGCAAGGAAGCCCAGGAUCUGCUACAACGGCACGAAGCCGCCAGCCUCGAAAAUGCGACACGGCAUUUUGAACCAUCUGAGCACCACGAAGAUGCGACAGCGGAAGAGCAGCACAAGGAGUUUCUUGCCAAACUCGUGACCCGGUUGGUUUACACUUGUAACCACCUGCAGUCCGAGCUGGCGAAUCUCCGACGGGCGAUGCAGAACCACAAGGAUCUGCACGAGGAUGCUACACGGGUACUUGAUUCCCGUGUACAGGACUUGGAGCAAGUUGCAACAAGACCAGAUGCUGGCGAGUCCAGCAGUAUACCCUCUACCCGCCAAUUGGAGGAACGAGUUGACCACGUCGUCGCAAUGCUCGGCGACAUCAGCACCUUUGCUGCACCAGCCACCAUCAGCAAGCAGCUGGACACCUUGAAGACCGAGGUUCAGCAACUGCACCAGCUGCCCAACAAGGAUGGCAACACCAGUGCGCAACACUACAAGAUGCCGACAUUCCGCAUUGAAAAGUUCGAUGAUUAUACGCAUCAAGACCUGGUCCCCUGGUGGGAGGGCUUUACGACGGAACUUCGGAUUUAGUUUGUCCCCGAGCACUCAUACAUCGGCGCGUUGUUCCUCAACUCAAAGGGCGGAUGCCAGAUCUGACUUAGCCACCUGGCA
This is a messenger RNA of Chara braunii, 989 nucleotides long. NCBI's taxonomy places the organism in Eukaryota, Viridiplantae, Streptophyta, Charophyceae, Charales, Characeae. The record is from the annotation of a GenBank genome assembly.